Messenger RNA from Penicillium manginii, 558 nucleotides. Its product is annotated as DUF5572 domain-containing protein. NCBI's taxonomy places the organism in Eukaryota, Fungi, Ascomycota, Eurotiomycetes, Eurotiales, Aspergillaceae. The record is from RefSeq and is a predicted model, not a curated record. Bases 1 to 558 code for a protein of 185 amino acids. The transcript is spliced from 2 exons.
AUGACAACCCCCUCAGCCUCGCAAUUCUCGCAAUUGCACACCUACAAUUUCUCCCAAGAUGCGGAAUUCGCAAACGGCCUCGCCAUAAUCCUAGGCCACCCCGAAACACCCGCCAGCGAGGCGGAAAUGAAUAGGGAAGAUGAUCUCGUACUGCAGGCUAAAUGCUUCUUCUUCUCACGAAAGGCAAAUGUUUCGCCGCCGAUUAGCUUUGCGGCUUAUAAAGCUUGGUUGGCUUCGCUGACGGGGCAAGAAUCAGACACAGGGGUGUCGCAAGCAGGCGAGUCGGCAUCAUUGGAGUCAGAUAAGCAUACCCCGGCGUCCACGUCCGCGUCCGCCUCCUCGGAGCCUGCGUAUCCGACCUCGUUUGCGCAUAUUGUGGAGUUGAUCACGACUGGGCAGCCGAUUCCGGGGAUAGAAGAGAUCCCGGAUACGGUUUUAGAGGGCCAUGAUCUUGUUACUGAGAAGCCGAGGCGUCGAAAGCCUUGGGAAAAGGAUGAGAUUGUGGCACCGGCGGGGGUCGAUGAAACUGAAACUGAAACUACAACUAGUGCUGUUUGA